AUUAUUUUUAGAUUCUAUGAAAUACGCAAAAAUUUCAGAUGAAACACGAUUAGCAUUCAUUGAAAAAGUAAAACAAGGUGCUUGUACUAUUAAGCAAGCCGCUAAACAAUUUGGAAUAAAAUUUUCAACAGGAAAAGCAAUCCUAUCUCUUUAUAAACAUGAAGGAAGGAUAGGUAAGAAGGAAAGGAGGACAAAAAGAUUUAAAAAAUAGAUAGAAGAAUAAGAAAAAUAAACUUAAAAAUGUUUGAAAGAAGAACUCUCUGUAGAAGCUAAAUAAAUUUAGGAGGUUUAGAACUGCCAAAAUUAUUAAACUUAUUUUAAUUCUUAUUAGCCCUAGUUUUUCAACUAUCAAUAAUGGUAUUAAACACAAAUUUGGUAAUAAUAUGUGAAUGGUCUUUCUCCAAUGAACUUUUAUAAUUAUAGAAAUAUAUUUUGA
Messenger RNA from Paramecium sonneborni, 436 nucleotides. Lineage: Eukaryota; Ciliophora; Oligohymenophorea; Peniculida; Parameciidae. The record is from the annotation of a GenBank genome assembly.